Messenger RNA from Laccaria bicolor S238N-H82, 387 nucleotides. RefSeq lists its product as uncharacterized. The record is from RefSeq and is a predicted model, not a curated record. The transcript has 3 exons. Lineage: Eukaryota; Fungi; Basidiomycota; Agaricomycetes; Agaricales; Hydnangiaceae. The coding region runs from base 1 to 387 and encodes 128 amino acids.
AUGGUGGUUGGCUUCGCAACGACUCUUUACUCCCAUCUUCAUCCAGGUUCAAGCGUCCGCAUGGUAGCUGCUUGCUGUCCCGUUUUCCUUGACGUUGCCUAUUGCGCUCUUCCCCCCGUAACCUCUUGUCCCGACUUACAAACCCUGACGAACAUCCGCAUGCUCAUUUCUCACUUUAAGUACCAAAAUCGCUUAUUAUAUCUGUCUGGAGAUUGGAGGGGCACUCAUUACCAUUUUUCGAUGUGUUUUCUCAGGGAUCUCAGGUUUCGGCUUUCGGUUGGCAACGUCUCAUCUCCCCGGCCCGCUUAUAUCAUGGACUUCAGUAUUAUGUUUUGUUGGCCCUUCCUCGCGUUCGUUGAUGAUGGUACCCCGUGGCAGCGGCGGUGA